Messenger RNA from Entrophospora candida, 873 nucleotides. The record is from the annotation of a GenBank genome assembly. NCBI's taxonomy places the organism in Eukaryota, Fungi, Glomeromycota, Glomeromycetes, Entrophosporales, Entrophosporaceae.
GCCCAAGAAACAAAUGGUUCUGAACAAUUUAUUAAAUCAAUGGAUUCUUUCAAUAGUAUUUCUUCUUCCGAUACAAACAAAAUUAAUGAUAAUAAGCAAGAAACGAAUGAUUCAAAGAUUGAACAAGAUAAUGAUAGUGAAAAUGUAGAGGUAGAUGAAUUUGGUAGAAUGCUGAGGAGAAGAUCUGCUAUCAGUAAUAAUAGUAGUAGUAAGAAAAAAAAAAUUGGAGAAGUUUCUUAUAGUGAUGAUGCUGAUAAUUUUUAUCGUGGCAGCUAUCAGGAAGAAAAUAAUGAUAGCGGAGAUGUUGAUUACUAUAAAGAGGGUUUUGGUAAUGGUGGCGGUGGUAUACAUAAAAGAAUUAAUAGUGAGGAUGAUUACAAAAGAUGCAGGAGAAGACACCAUAAUGGAUUCGAAGAAAGAAGAUCUGGUAAUCAUCAUAACUGUCACAGUUAUAGUCAAGAAGAUUUCUACGUGACAGGUGGUAAAGGUAUUGCUGACUCGGAAUUCUAUAUGACAAAAAUAUACGUUGGUGAUCUUCGAGAUGUUACUGAACGUGAAUUACAUGGCGCUUUUGAAAAAUUUGGCGAAAUCAAAAAAGUUGAUAUGUUGCCUGGGAAAGGUAUCGCAUUUAUCGAUUUUGAUACCGAAAAAGGUGCUACCGAAGCACGUCGUCGAAUGAAUGGUUGUUUGUUGGGAUCAGGAUAUAUAACCGUAAAUCGAGCAAUAAGACCUGAAAAAAGUAUCAAUGGAUAUGGUCCUUGGAAUGAUGCAGAUGCGAUUGUUACCAAACAAAAUGCAGAUAAACCAAUUCGAUAUAAUGCACAAAAUCAAAACACUUAUAAUAUUUCUAAAUUAAACAGUAAUUUACUAUAA